Messenger RNA from Pestalotiopsis fici W106-1, 1287 nucleotides. RefSeq lists its product as uncharacterized. The coding region runs from base 1 to 1287 and encodes 428 amino acids. NCBI's taxonomy places the organism in Eukaryota, Fungi, Ascomycota, Sordariomycetes, Amphisphaeriales, Sporocadaceae. Gene Ontology annotation, molecular function: flavin adenine dinucleotide binding; oxidoreductase activity, acting on the CH-CH group of donors. The record is from RefSeq and is a predicted model, not a curated record. The transcript has a single exon.
AUGACGGAGGGCAUCGCGAAUACACUUCCGUGGGCCGAGCCGGCUUGGCACGGAGCCCUGGAAUCACCAUACUACAAAGACUCCCACAGAAAGCUGCAGGCAUAUGCAAGGAAGUACAUUGAUGAAAAUGUUCUACCCCAUGCACUUGAGUGGGAGGCUCAGGGCGAUUGUCCGGAGAGCGCCAAAUUGAAUUACAUCAAGUCAGGAUUGGCAUUGACAGAUGUACCGAAACAGUACAAGCCGCCACAACUCCAGACUCUUGCGGGUAUACCAGUGGACAAGCUGGACGCGUUUCAUUUACUCAUACUCACCGAUGAGGGAUCCCGCAUUCAUGGCGCGGUAGGAACGGCCCUCGCCGGCGCCAAUGUCAUUGGCGUGCCGCCAAUCAUCAAUCACGGCACUGAAGAGCAGAAGCAGAGGUGGCUUCCGGGUCUCUUCACCAGGCAGACCAACUUUUGUCUCGGCAUCACAGAGCCAAGCGGAGGCAGCGACGUUGGCAAUAUCAAAACAACGGCCCAAAAGACCGCCGACGGUCGGCACUACGUGGUCAAUGGCACAAAGAAGUGGAUCACGGGUGCACAAUGGGCAACGCACAUGACGACGGCGGUACGUACGGGCGGUAAAGGUGCCGGCGGCAUCUCCCUCCUCGUUGUGCCGCUCGACGCGCCGGGCGUGGCGAUCGAAAAGAUCUACAACAGCGGGCAAAACGCGGGCGGCGCGUCCUGGGUUCGCCUGACUGACGUCCGCGUGCCGGCCAAGAACCUGCUGGGACGCGAAAACGCCGGGUUCAAGUACAUCAUGACCAAUUUUAACAGGGAGCGCUUCGUCAUGUCCGUCGGCUGCAACCGCCAUGCGCGGACCUGCCUCAGCACGGCCCUGGCCUAUGCCCAUGAGCGCGAGACCUUUGGCACACCGCUGGCGAGCCACCAGAUUAUUCGACACAAGAUCAUUACCCUCGCGAGAGAGGUCGAGUCGCACUGGGCUUGGCUUGAACAAAUUGCGUACCAUGUGCAGAUCCACGGGUGGCAGAGCGACUCCAUUGCUGGGCCGAUAGCGCUGAGCAAAGUCUCUGGCGGUAGGAUUCUGGAGCUUGCGGCGCGGGAGGCCCAGCAGAUCAUGGGCGGCGUAGCAUACCAGCGAGGAGGGCCUGGAGGUGGAGGCGUGGUGGAACAGAUUACCAGAGACUUGCGAAUGAUGGUUGUGGGCGGCGGCAGCGAGGAGAUUAUUGGAGACUUGGCCUUUAGGCAGGAGAUGAAGCAGGCAAAGAAGAAAGGUUCAAAGUUAUGA